This is a messenger RNA of Papaver somniferum (opium poppy), 1052 nucleotides long. Its product is annotated as mediator of RNA polymerase II transcription subunit 9-like. Lineage: Eukaryota; Viridiplantae; Streptophyta; Magnoliopsida; Ranunculales; Papaveraceae. Bases 77 to 658 code for a protein of 193 amino acids. The record is from RefSeq and is a predicted model, not a curated record. Gene Ontology annotation, cellular component: mediator complex. The transcript has 6 exons.
AACAAAUAGGUCUCUCUCCGUUCUGUCUUCCGAAAAACUAAGCUCAGCUGUAAUAAACAGAAAGGGGGGAGAUUUAAUGGAGAACCCAUACUCAGGAGGAAAUUGGGUUUCUCUCCCAAAUCCGCAAUCUAACAAUCUUACACCAACUUCUUCAAAUCAAGAACGUUUCCUCCUUCAACAGCAACAACAGCAGCAGCAACAACAACUUCUUACCCUUCAACAACAACAGCAACAGCAACUCCUUCAACAACAAUUACAGCAGCAGCAGCAACAACAACAGCAACAGCAGCAACAACAACAGCAAUUACAGCAACAAAGACUCAUUCUUUCACCGCAGCAGCAACAACAGCAACAACAACAGCAAAAUCAGCAUCACCAAUCUUUAGCUUCUCAUUUCCAUCUCUUACAUUUGGUGGAGAAUUUAUCUGAUGCAAUUGAGAAUGGAACUCGUGAUCAACAUUCUGAUUUGUUGGUUACUGAAUUGACUAGCAAUUUCGAGAAAUGUCAACAGCUGUUGAACUCUAUAGCCGGAUCGAUUAACACGAAGGCUGUGACUGUUGAGGGCCAAAGGCGAAAGCUUGAGGAGGCCGAGCAUCUACUGAAUCAACGGAGGGAUGUGAUUGGCAAAUUUAAAAGUUCUGUUGGGGGGCUGAUUUAAUUUGAUUGAUAGGCGAUAACGUGUCAUCUUUCCAGAAAUGGUACGACCCGUUCUUCAAUGGUGGCAUGGACUUUGGACUGUCGUUGAUACUGCAAAAUGUGGCUGUUUAAACUUAUUUGAUGGUUCUCCUAUAAUAUUUAAUCUUUUAUGUGAUCCUUAGUUUUUUUUGGUAACACCAGUUAAAGGUAUUUCACUACUUGUAUUUUGUUCAGUUAAAGGUAAUUAACGCCACAUAAUACUGAACACUUGCGAAUACUGAAUUCAAGAAUGAAUUUAGAAAAAAAAUCAUGUUAUGCCAAAUGGAUUGAAUGUAGGUUCUUUGUUGAUUUGAAAGGUAUAUAUAUCCGAAUUUAAAGGUGGGUUGACCUUUGGAGAGUUUUUUUUGUUGUGUUUA